AUGAAAGUUUUAAAGAAGAGAUCUAAGAGUCGCUUCGAAUUAGUUAAAGUACAUAAUAUCGAAGAAAAAGUAGAUGGAAAACGUGGCAGUCGUUUUCUAUUUGAAGCUGUCUUAAUGGAUACGACAGAAAAUAAAUUAUAUCGUGUUUCGGAAUAUUUUCAACGAAGUACAGAACCAAUGUCAUUUAAAAAAGCUAAAUUAUGCCAUUUGACAGAUUUAUCAUGGGAUCCAAAGACUCCAGUCUAUGUCAUAGUUCCAAUUAAACAACAAGGAGAAUGGAUACGCUAUCUUAUUAAUCAAUUAAGUCGUUACUACAAGCAAACUCAUGAUGACCAUUUUACCCUUAUUAUCACCGAUUUCAAUAGUACUGAUGUUGACAUUCCAGCGUUAUUGAAGUCAAGCUCGCUAAAACACCAUUACAUGAACAUUAAAACUGAAAACUUUCAAUUUUCUAAAACUGCAGCAAUCAAUAGUGCAGCUACAUGGAUUCGUAACGAUGAUGCUAUCCUAUUAAUGUAUGAUUUACAUCUUACGUUUCCAGUCGAUAUGUUAGAUAAUGUUAGGAAACGAUGUAAGCAAGGAAAAGCAGCAUAUUUUCCGAUUGUAACAAGAUUAGGUUGUGGCUUUGCACCAAGAAAUCCGAAUGGCUAUCCUGAAAUAUGGGGAUUCGGUAUAGCUGCAUUUUAUAAAUCGGAUUACGUUAAUAUCGGUGGCAUGGAUGAUAAAAGGUAUCAAUUUGAAUGGGGUGGUGAAGAUUCUGAUAUAGCAGAUCGUACGAUAUCUAAUUCAUUAGAAAUUGAAAGACUUCUCCAUCCAUAUUUCUUUCAUUAUUAUCAUCGUCGACUACCUUGGAAGAAAGUUAUAGCAGAAGAAGAGGAAGAAAACAAAGAUGUUAAUGAGCCUAAAAAAAUAAAAGAAAUUCAAGCAUGA
Molecule: messenger RNA, 930 nt
Organism: Trichoplax adhaerens
Lineage: Eukaryota; Metazoa; Placozoa; Uniplacotomia; Trichoplacea; Trichoplacidae
Exons: 1
Coding region: 1-930 (309 amino acids)
Cellular component (GO): Golgi cisterna membrane
Molecular function (GO): acetylgalactosaminyltransferase activity
Source: RefSeq, a predicted model, not a curated record